AUGGCCGCUGUGGAUACUGGGUCAGCUCCACCUAAACAUGAUCCUCCAUUGACUAUGGAGGCUUAUGACCUUGGAGGGCCUGGCAAACUGGGAGCCUUGAAAAACCAUCAACAGGCGGCUACAAAUAGACUAAAGACUGAAACACGGAUUAAUAAUGAGAAAUACCUCCGCGAGCAUCCAGAAAUUCAGUUCAUGAUUUCAGCUUUUUUGAGAGAUUUAUUGGUAAAGCAACCAGAAGAUCCACGGAAACACUUUACGGAUUUUUUCAUAAGGUCUGACUUACGUGAUCAAAUUCUCGAGCUAGAGAGAGAAUAUUCGCAGAAGAUGGAGGAUAAUGCCACUUUACGCCUGUUGGCUGGCGAAGACUGCAACGAAGCAGACGGCACCGACGAAGAAACUCCCUGA
Opisthorchis viverrini is the source of this 405-nucleotide messenger RNA. RefSeq lists its product as hypothetical. The record is from RefSeq and is a predicted model, not a curated record. The transcript is spliced from 4 exons. Lineage: Eukaryota; Metazoa; Platyhelminthes; Trematoda; Opisthorchiida; Opisthorchiidae. Bases 1 to 405 code for a protein of 134 amino acids.